GGCCUACUUACUCAAAAAGGGAUUAAAGGAGAAUUUAGUGUCACUGGGCUGUGACUGCUGAAGAGGAAACUCUAGGUCACUGUGCGAACAGGAUGGUCUCAGUUCAGAGCUGUACCAGGAAGAAUAUGGCUGGCUGUCCUCCCGCUGUACCAGGAUAUGGGAGCUCAGGAAAGAGUUUUCUUAUUGACAAUCUGCUGCAGUCUCAGACACCUUCAGCCACUUCAAAAUGGACAAGUGGACACCUGAGACAGAUAGUGUGUGAAUACCCAAGGAAAACCUGGGGCCCUGAGGACGGAGCCUUCCAAAGCCGGACCCAAAUUCUUCGGCAGGUCAAAGACGUAGGAGGACCGCAUCUGCCACGUUCUGAGGGAACAAAUAUUCAAAUGUGGUCUGCUAAUACAAGCCCGAACUCACGUAGAGGGAUCCUUAGGAGAGCUGUGUUCUCUGAAGAGCAAAGGAAGGAGCUGGAAAGGACCUUUCGAAGACAGAAGUACAUUAGCAAGACAGACAGGAACAAACUGGCAGCUAAUCUCAGCCUCAAGGAGUCACAGGUAAAGAUAUGGUUCCAGAACCGGCGCAUGAAGUGGAGAAACUGUAAGGAGAAGGAGGUUCAUAACAUUCGCUCCCCAAUGGAUGAGCUCAUGGCCCGAGGUCUCGCUCAGGAAGAAGAAGAACCACAGAAUCACACUAACACAAAAACUGAGAGAUUAUCAAAGUAAAAGAGUGCCAGGGACACAGUGAGUGGAGGGCAAACCUCACAACUACGAAACAAAAAGACUACAGUACUGGGAGGGUUUCUAGAAAUAUAUGGAUGGAAAACACUGAACAUUACAGUAUUACCAUUUCUUUCAGCGUAUGGCAUGUUUCUCUGCAUGAGAAUUUAUUUGGUUCAGCUGCUUGGUCAGCCACAUUGCUAUGCCCUGGCUUCAGUAAGCAGUUUCAGGGCUAUUACACUGACAAGUCGUUCCAGGAGAGACUGUAAUUGCAGUCCAUUAAAGGGCCAAAUGAUUAAUUUACUGCAUUUCCAUAUCAGACUUUAUAUAUCAAUCAUAUUUUCAU
Archocentrus centrarchus (flier cichlid) is the source of this 1059-nucleotide messenger RNA. RefSeq names its product developing brain homeobox 2 (gene dbx2). Gene Ontology annotation, molecular function: DNA-binding transcription factor activity, RNA polymerase II-specific; DNA binding. The transcript has 3 exons. The record is from RefSeq and is a predicted model, not a curated record. The coding region runs from base 93 to 719 and encodes 208 amino acids. Gene Ontology annotation, biological process: regulation of transcription by RNA polymerase II. Lineage: Eukaryota; Metazoa; Chordata; Actinopteri; Cichliformes; Cichlidae.